This is a messenger RNA of Euleptes europaea (tarantolino), 498 nucleotides long. RefSeq names its product ferritin heavy chain-like. The coding region runs from base 1 to 498 and encodes 165 amino acids. Gene Ontology annotation, biological process: iron ion transport; intracellular iron ion homeostasis. Gene Ontology annotation, cellular component: cytoplasm. The record is from RefSeq and is a predicted model, not a curated record. The transcript has 2 exons. Lineage: Eukaryota; Metazoa; Chordata; Lepidosauria; Squamata; Sphaerodactylidae. Gene Ontology annotation, molecular function: ferrous iron binding; ferric iron binding.
AUGGAUAAGGAAGGAGAACAUCUGCCUGAUGUCACAACUGGACCUGCUUCUGGCGUGCUGGUUGGAAUAGCGGCGCCAGAGCUGAACCUGGCCCUGGCCCGAGUCGAGGUCCAGCUGAUCCUUCAGAUUGGGAGGGGCAGUCAAGUCCUCACCGCUGGCCCCCCACCGCCCCUCUCUCCCAACUGCACCGCCGUGGCUUCGUCUCCUUCCCAGGUGCACCAGAACUACCAUCGGGACUGCGAGGCGGCCAUCAAUUGGCAGAUCAACCUGGCGCUUGACGCAUCCUACGUCUAUCUCAGCAUGUCCUACUACUUUGACCGUGAUGACGUGGCUCUGAAGAACUUUGCCAAGUGCUUCUUGCACCAGUCCCGUGAGGAGCGCGAGCAUGCAGAGAAACCUAUGAAGCUGCAGAACCAGAGGGGUGGUCGUAUUUUCCUACAGGGCAUCAAGAAACCACUGGCAGUAGUCAGCUGCUGCAUGGCGGCCCACCUGGGCUGA